GAUCACAUGACUGACUUUUUUGGGAGAGUAGAAAUUUUUCAUUUAACGAAACAGAAGUGAAAGAAACCGUUAACAGGACGACUCAGACUUCAAUCAAAUAACAAGAACUAAUAUACAUAUAUACAUACCAUGAAGGCAUCUUUGUCACUCUUGAAGAGAUCGGUAUGGAAAGGUCCACAUGUUGUUCCUUUACCUAUAGCGGAUGCCAUUAAAAAUAAGACUCCUAUCAGAACCAAUGCUAGAAGUUGUACUAUAUUACCACAAUUUGUUGGAAUAAGAUUUCAAAUUCAUAAUGGUAAAGAAUAUGUCGAAGUUGAAAUAACGGAUGAUAUGGUGGGAUCUAAGUUAGGUGAAUACGCUGCCACCAGAAGAAGAUUCAUGUAUAAAUAUUCUAAGAAUUAAGAUAUGUCUACCACGAUCAUAAUAAUAAUCAUGCAACUACUAUAUUCAUAGACGUAAUAAAGAUUCAACCCCUACUUAUCAUAACUUGUACAUAAUACUCCUCCAUUUAAUAAAUAAAUAUUU
Molecule: messenger RNA, 525 nt
Organism: Scheffersomyces coipomensis
Lineage: Eukaryota; Fungi; Ascomycota; Pichiomycetes; Serinales; Debaryomycetaceae
Product: mitochondrial 37S ribosomal protein uS19m
Exons: 1
Coding region: 130-402 (90 amino acids)
Biological process (GO): translation; ribosomal small subunit assembly
Cellular component (GO): mitochondrial small ribosomal subunit; ribosome; cytosolic small ribosomal subunit
Molecular function (GO): RNA binding; structural constituent of ribosome
Source: RefSeq, a predicted model, not a curated record